AUGGCUCCCCAUCCCGACGAGCACAAGAAGAAGGUCAACUUGACUGACCCCUCCGGCGCCGAGGUCAAGAACGAAGAUGACACCGCGACCGCGAUCCUCAAGAAGAAGAAGAAGCCCAACCAGCUGAUGGUCACCGAUGCCGUCAACGAUGACAACAGCAUCAUUGCCCUGUCCGAGGCUACCAUGGACUCUCUCCAGCUUUUCCGAGGUGACACCGUCCUGGUACGGGGUAAGAAGCGGAAGGACACCGUCCUCAUCGUUCUCGCCGACGAGGAGCUCGAUGACGGCAGUGCCCGCAUCAACCGCGUCGUUCGCCACAACCUCCGUGUCAAGCAUGGUGAUAUGAUCACCAUCCACCCGUGUCCCGAUAUCAAAUACGCCAAGAGAAUCGCCGUUCUGCCCAUUGCCGACACCGUCGAGGGUAUUACCGGCUCUCUCUUCGACGUCUUCCUCGCCCCCUACUUCCGUGAGGCCUACCGGCCAGUCCGCCAGGGCGACCUCUUCAUCGUCAGAGGUGGCAUGCGGCAAGUCGAGUUCAAGGUCGUUGAGGUCGACCCCCCCGAGUAUGGCAUCGUCGCCCAAGAUACCGUCAUCCACUGCGAGGGCGACCCGAUCCAGAGAGACGAGGAGGAGAACAACCUCAACGAGGUUGGCUAUGAUGAUAUCGGAGGCUGCCGCAAGCAGAUGGCUCAGAUCCGCGAAAUGGUCGAGCUUCCCCUCCGUCACCCCCAGCUCUUCAAGUCCAUCGGCAUCAAGCCUCCCCGUGGUGUCUUGCUGUACGGACCUCCCGGUACCGGUAAGACGCUCAUGGCCAGAGCUGUGGCCAACGAGACGGGUGCCUUCUUCUUCCUCAUCAACGGUCCCGAGAUCAUGUCCAAGAUGGCCGGCGAGUCCGAGUCCAACCUGCGCAAGGCUUUCGAGGAGGCCGAGAAGAACUCCCCUGCCAUCAUCUUCAUCGACGAGAUCGACUCUAUUGCCCCCAAGCGUGAGAAGACCAACGGCGAGGUCGAGCGACGUGUCGUCUCUCAGCUUCUGACGCUCAUGGACGGCAUGAAGGCUCGUUCCAACGUUGUCGUCAUGGCCGCCACCAACCGACCGAACUCGAUUGACCCGGCCCUGCGACGAUUCGGCCGCUUCGACCGCGAAGUCGACAUUGGCAUUCCCGACCCUACCGGCCGUCUCGAGAUUCUUCAGAUCCACACCAAGAACAUGAAGCUUGGUGACGACGUCGACCUGGAGCAGAUUGCCGCCGAGACCCACGGUUAUGUCGGUUCCGACGUUGCCGCUCUUUGCUCCGAGGCCGCCAUGCAGCAGAUUCGCGAGAAGAUGGACCUCAUCGACCUCGACGAGGACACAAUCGAUGCCGAGGUCCUCGACUCGCUCGGCGUCACCAUGGAGAACUUCCGCUUCGCGCUCGGUGUCUCCAACCCCUCCGCGCUCCGCGAGGUGGCCGUUGUGGAGGUGCCCAACGUCCGCUGGGAGGACAUUGGUGGCCUCGAGGGUGUCAAGCAGGACCUCCGCGAGAGCGUCCAGUACCCCGUCGACCACCCCGAGAAGUUCCUCAAGUUUGGCAUGUCCCCGUCCCGCGGUGUGCUAUUCUAUGGCCCCCCCGGUACCGGUAAGACAAUGUUGGCCAAGGCUGUCGCCAACGAGUGCGCCGCCAACUUCAUCUCCGUCAAGGGCCCUGAACUGCUCAGCAUGUGGUUCGGUGAGUCUGAGAGCAACAUCCGCGACAUCUUCGACAAGGCCCGCGCCGCAGCUCCUUGCGUCGUCUUCCUCGACGAGUUGGACUCGAUCGCCAAGGCUCGUGGCGGCUCCGUUGGUGAUGCCGGCGGUGCUUCCGACCGUGUUGUCAACCAGCUCCUGACUGAAAUGGAUGGCAUGACUUCCAAGAAGAACGUCUUCGUCAUCGGCGCCACCAACAGGCCCGAGCAGCUUGACCCGGCUCUGUGCCGUCCCGGCCGUCUCGACUCGCUCAUCUACGUUCCCCUGCCCGACGAGCCCGGUCGUCUCGGUAUCCUCAAGGCCCAGCUGCGCAAGACCCCCGUCUCCUCCGACAUCGACCUCGGCUACAUCGCCAGCAAGACGCACGGCUUCUCUGGUGCCGAUCUUGGAUUCAUCACCCAGCGUGCCGUCAAGAUCGCCAUCAAGGAGGCCAUCAACGCUGACAUCGAGCGCUCCAAGGCUCGUGAGGCUGCCGGCGACGACAUGGAUGUGGAUGAAGAUGCCGAGGACCCCGUCCCUGAGCUGACCCGAGCUCACUUCGAGGAGGCCAUGCAGAUGGCCCGCCGGUCGGUGACCGACGUGGAGAUCCGCCGCUACGAGGCAUUCGCCCAGCAGAUGAAGAACGCCGGCCCCGGCGCCUUCUUCAAGUUCCCCGAGGCUGGUGCUGAUGGCCAGGCUGGUGGCGAUGCCGGCAAUGGCUUUGGCGACGCCGGCAACGAUGAUGAUCUCUACGACUAA
Purpureocillium lilacinum is the source of this 2463-nucleotide messenger RNA. Its product is annotated as AAA ATPase cdc48. Gene Ontology annotation, biological process: mitotic spindle disassembly; autophagosome maturation; retrograde protein transport, ER to cytosol. Lineage: Eukaryota; Fungi; Ascomycota; Sordariomycetes; Hypocreales; Ophiocordycipitaceae. Gene Ontology annotation, cellular component: VCP-NPL4-UFD1 AAA ATPase complex; nucleus; cytosol. The record is from RefSeq and is a predicted model, not a curated record. Gene Ontology annotation, molecular function: polyubiquitin modification-dependent protein binding; ATP hydrolysis activity; ATP binding.